This is a messenger RNA of Anopheles marshallii, 3240 nucleotides long. RefSeq names its product FACT complex subunit spt16 (gene dre4). The record is from RefSeq and is a predicted model, not a curated record. Bases 1 to 3240 code for a protein of 1079 amino acids. Gene Ontology annotation, molecular function: nucleosome binding. Gene Ontology annotation, biological process: positive regulation of transcription elongation by RNA polymerase II; transcription elongation by RNA polymerase II. Lineage: Eukaryota; Metazoa; Arthropoda; Insecta; Diptera; Culicidae. The transcript has 9 exons. Gene Ontology annotation, cellular component: FACT complex.
AUGUCAAACAUCGUGCUGGACAAAGACUGCUUCUUCCGGCGAAUAAAGCGGCUGUAUGCAAACUGGAAGGAUCCGGAAUUCAACCAUGAUGAUUCGCUGUCGAAGGUGGACUGCAUAAUGACGGCGGUCGGUGUGGAUGAGGAAACGUUCUACAGCAAGUCGACGUCACUGCAAACUUGGCUGUUCGGCUAUGAGCUAACCGACACGAUCAGUAUAUUUUGCGACAAUGCUAUCCUGUUUCUUACCAGCAAAAAGAAGAUUGAAUUUCUGAAACAAAUUGAAAAGGAUUCGGAAGACGGUCUGCCACCGAUACGGUUGCUCGUUCGCGACAAGAAUGACAAGGAUAAAGCAAACUACGAAAAACUGUACGAGGCGAUGAAGGGUUCGAAAGCCGGCAAGGCGGUCGGUGUUUUCACAAAGGAUAACUUCCCCGGCGAGUUCUGCGAGAACUGGCGCGCAUUCCUGAAGGAUAAGCAUCUGACCAACGUUGACAUAAGUGUGCCGAUGGGAUACAUAAUGUGCCCGAAGGAGGAUUCGGAACUGUCGACGAUUAAGAAAGCCUGCCUCGUGACGAUCGACGUGUUCAACAAGUAUCUGAAGGAUCACAUCAUGGAAAUUAUCGAUGCGGAUAAGAAAGUGAAGCACGUCAAAUUAUCGGAAGGUGUGGAAUCGGCCUUAACCGAUAAGAAGUACGUUAGCGGUGUGGACACGAAUCAGCUAGACAUGUGCUAUCCGGCCAUCAUUCAAUCCGGUGGCAACUACAGUCUCAAGUUUAGUGCGUUCAGCGACAAAAACUAUUUGCACUUUGGAUCGAUCAUCUGUGCCCUGGGUGCACGAUACAAAUCCUACUGCUCGAAUAUCGUCCGCACGUUACUGGUUAAUCCGACCGACACCAUCCAGAAGCACUACAACUUUUUACUCAACCUAGAAGAGGAACUGUUGAAAAGUCUCGUACCCGGCAAGCGUCUAUCGGACGUGUACGAAAUGGGUCUGGAUUACGCUAAAAAGGAGGAACCGAAGCUGGUGGACAAGCUGACAAAAACGUUCGGCUUUGCGACGGGGCUAGAGUUUCGCGAGAACUCAAUGACGAUCGGGCCGAAGUGUGUGGCCGUCCUGAAGAAGGGCAUGGUGUUCAGCCUUAAUGUGGGGCUGGCCGGAUUAGAAAAUUCCGAAGCAUCCGAUAAGGAAUCAAAAAUGUACGCACUGUUCGUCGGUGAUACCGUGCUGGUGACGGAUGAAUCCCAGGCAGUGGUAUUGACGCAGUCCAAGAAAAAGAUCAAAAACAUUGGCAUCUUUCUGAAGGACGACGAUGAGGAUGAUGAGGAGGAGGAGGAAAAGGACACGGAACAGGCGCCGGAAAUUUUGGGCCGCAGCGGCAAACGCUCGACCGUACUGGAAAGCAAGCUGCGCAACGAGCAAAGCUCGGAAGAGAAGCGCAAACAGCACCAGAAAGAGCUGGCGAUUGCUUUGAACGAGAAGGCAAAGGAACGGAUGGCCAAACAGGCUGGCGGUAAGGAGGCGGAAAAGGUGCGCAAAUCAACCGUCUCGUACAAAUCUGUCAAUCAAAUGCCGCGUGAACAGGAAGUGAAGGAAUUGAAGCUUUUUGUUGAUCGAAAGUAUGAGACGGUUAUCAUGCCGAUAUUUGGUGUUCCGGUUCCGUUCCACAUUUCGACGAUUAAGAACAUUUCCCAAUCGGUUGAGGGAGACUACACGUACUUGCGUAUUAAUUUCUUCCAUCCGGGAGCCACGAUGGGUCGAAAUGAAUCGGGAAUGUAUCCCAAUCCGGAUGCGACAUUUGUGAAAGAGGUUACCUACCGGUCAACGAAUACGAAAGAACCGGGUGAGAUAGCUGCACCGUCGUCCAACCUUAACACGGCAUUCCGGCUUAUUAAGGAAGUUCAAAAGCGAUUCAAGACACGGGAAGCUGAAGAGCGCGAAAAGGAAGAUCUGGUUAAGCAGGACACACUGGUAAUGUCACAAAACAAGGGUAACCCAAAGCUGAAGGACCUCUACAUUCGGCCAAACAUCGUCAGCAAGCGCAUGACCGGUUCGUUAGAGGCACACGUGAACGGUUUCCGGUAUACAUCCGUGCGCGGUGACAAGGUGGACAUACUGUACAACAAUAUCAAGAGCGCAUUCUUUCAACCGUGCGAUGGGGAAAUGAUCAUUUUGCUACACUUCCACCUGAAGCACGCCAUCAUGUUCGGCAAGAAGAAGCACCUGGACGUGCAGUUUUAUACCGAGGUGGGAGAGAUCACGACCGAUCUCGGUAAGCACCAGCACAUGCACGAUCGGGACGAUCUGGCUGCUGAGCAGGCGGAGCGUGAACUACGGCACAAGCUGAAGACGGCUUUCAAGAGCUUCUGCGAGAAGGUGGAAAUGAUGACGAAACAGCAAAUUGAGUUCGACACACCGUUCCGGGAGCUGGGUUUUCCGGGUGCACCGUUCCGCAGCACAGUAUUACUGCAGCCGACAUCCGGCAGCUUGGUGAACCUCACGGAAUGGCCCCCAUUCGUAAUUACGCUGGAGGACGUCGAGCUGGUACACUUCGAGCGCGUCCAGUUUCACCUGCGCAAUUUCGAUAUGAUAUUUGUGUUUAAGAACUACCAGCAGAAGAUCGCGAUGGUGAAUGCGAUACCGAUGAACAUGCUCGAUCACGUGAAGGAGUGGUUGAAUUCGUGCGACAUUCGCUACUCCGAGGGUAUACAAUCACUAAAUUGGGCGAAAAUUAUGAAAACCAUCACAGACGAUCCGGAAGGUUUCUUCGACAGUGGUGGCUGGACGUUCCUGGAUCCGGAAUCGGAAGGCGAAGCUGAAGCGAACAGUGAAACGGAAGACGAAGAGGACGAUGCGUACGAACCAACGGAUGAUGACGAUGAGGAAGAGUCCGAUUCAGAAGAUUAUUCCGAAGCAUCAGAGGACGAUGAUAGUGGCAGUGAGGAAGAUCUCGGUUCGGAUGAAGAGUCUGGCAAGGAUUGGUCUGAUCUAGAGCGGGAAGCAGCCGAAGAGGAUCGUAACCGCGAAAAGGACGAUUAUGUUGAUCGCAACUCGUCGAAAAAGCGGUCCCAUCAUAGCUCGUCCAAGCAUGGCAGCAGUCGGGAUAAGAAUCACAAGGACAAACACAAUGAUAAGCAUCGCAGCAGCGGUGGCAACAGCAAACACAGCAGCAGUAGCAAGCGCUCGCGAGACGACAGUCGUGACAGUAACCACCAUCACAAGAGCAAGAAAUCGCGAAAAUAA